AUGAUUAUAAACAUCUUCAGAUUCCUUAUUGGAAUUCUUGGUACUAUUGGCAUUUGCCUCGUCAUCAACAAAAUUCUGAACCGAAUCGUGCUUUACAAAUCAUCCACCACGCAAUCAUGGGACUGGAGCAAGGAAAUCGUGCUCAUCACUGGUGGUAGUGGCGGCAUCGGCUCUGAAAUGGUCGACAAAUUCUCCCGCAGAAACGUCAAAGUUGUAUCCUUUGACAUACACCCACCAAAACGCGCACUCUGUACAAAUGCCCAUUUCUACAAAGUGGACGUCACUUCGCCACAUAGCAUACAUGAAGCCAUGGAACAAGUCCGUCGGGACAUUGGAGAUCCAACGGUCCUGAUCAAUAAUGCUGGCAUCGCCUUAGGCAAAGACAUUCUUGCUUGCACUGCAGACCAGAUCAAGCAGAUGGUCCAGGUCAAUCUGCUGGCGCACUUUUGGCUUGUGCAAGAACUGCUCCCAUCCAUGGUCAAGCAGAAGCACGGUCAUGUCGUUACAAUUGCUAGUGUGGCUAGCUUCAUUACUAUCGCAAGCAAUAUCGACUAUAGCUGUACGAAGGCUGCGUUAGUAGCCUUCCAUGAAGGCCUAACGCAAGAUCUGAAGCAUAGAUAUAACGCAAAAGAUGUACUGACAAGCAUUAUUUUCCCCUACUGGGUUCGCACGCCACUGAUACAGAAUCUUGCUACACAUUCGACUUUCCACGAUCCACUUCAGGAGCCAAACGACGUGGCUGAAGCGAUUGUAGAUCAUGUCUUGGAUGGCCGCCGCGGAGGCCUCUUUCUGCCAGGCUAUGGAGGCCUUUUAUCUGGGAUUCGCGGAUUUCCUGCUUGGAUGCAGGAGAUGAUUCGGGACAGUAAGGCCGGCGUCCUACGGGAAACUAGCUUUUGA
This is a messenger RNA of Fusarium verticillioides 7600, 897 nucleotides long. RefSeq lists its product as hypothetical. The record is from RefSeq and is a predicted model, not a curated record. Bases 1 to 897 code for a protein of 298 amino acids. Lineage: Eukaryota; Fungi; Ascomycota; Sordariomycetes; Hypocreales; Nectriaceae. Gene Ontology annotation, molecular function: oxidoreductase activity, acting on the CH-OH group of donors, NAD or NADP as acceptor. The transcript has 2 exons.